AUGGGAGAUCUAGAUCUUGAUCUUUGUGGUGAAAAACUAUGCCUUGACCUUUGUGAUGGAGAACUGCUUAAUCUUCGCGAACUAUGUUUUGAUCUUCGUGAUGAUAGAGAAUCGCUCCUUGAUCUUCGUGAUGAUAGAGAAUUGCUCGAUUUUA
Racocetra fulgida is the source of this 154-nucleotide messenger RNA. The record is from the annotation of a GenBank genome assembly. NCBI's taxonomy places the organism in Eukaryota, Fungi, Glomeromycota, Glomeromycetes, Diversisporales, Gigasporaceae.